AUGUACAUCAAACAGGUUGUCAUUCAGGGGUUUAAAAGCUAUGGCCAUAAAACGGUUGUCGAAUCAUUCGAUCAACGGCACAAUGUGGUUAUUGGACGGAACAGCUCUGGCAAAAGCAACUUUUUCGGUGCCAUAGAGUUUGUGAUAAGUGACGAGUUUAACAACAUUCCCUCCGGACAACGCACUGCGCUGAUCAACAAAGAGGUAGCUUCCAGAUCGGCCACGGCAUUCGUAGAAAUAGUUUUCGACAACUCCAACUGUCCGAUUGAGCAUGGUAAGCAAGACAUUCGAGUAAGACGUACAAUCACACAAAGCAAGGACCAGUACUUGCUGAACGGAAAAGUAACAUCCAGAAAAGAAAUAGUCGAAUUUUUGGAAACUCUCGGUUUAUCAAUCUCAAACCCGUACUAUAUCGUCAAGCAAGGCAAGAUCAACAAAUUUGCUACGGCACGACCGCCCCAGCUUUUACAGGUUUUGUUCGAAAUCGCCGACAUACGGGUGUACAAUGAGCGGCGUCAAAACUCGCUGAAACUAUUGCAAACAUCCUGCGAGGACAUGAAGCACAUUAACAAGAGUUUAUCCACCAUCAAGCAAUACAUGGACGCCCUAGCGAAAGAGAAGAGUGUGCUGGAAAAUUACGACCGAUUGGACAAAGAUCGUCGCGCCUUGGAAUGGGUCAUACUGGAGAAAGAACAUAUGGAAACAAGCGCAGAGAUUAACGCGUUGGACUUGAACAAGAGCACACUAGAGGAGACGAAAGAAGAAUUGGAAAAGAAAACGCGACGGCUUAAGAAAGAGUUAGACCAAAAGGGAAAAAUUUUGAUGACCAUCCAAAGGAAGCUGGAAAAUGAAAAACAAACACAGAACUUCCUCACGAAGGAGCACAAUUCGCUGGAACAACGAAAAGCGGCCCUAGAGCUAAAGCUUUCGGAUCUGUACGGAGAACAAACGCGCGAAACUACACGCAAAGAGGACUUGCAGUCACGGUUAAGUAAAUUGAACAAAGAAAUUGCGUUUCGUGAGGAUAAAUUUAAGAAACUGUCGCGCCAGUACGCAAACCUCGCCAAAGAGGAAGAUAUCGUGAACGACAAAUUACUGAAAAGAAAGCAGCAACGAAACGAGCUAUUGGAUAAAUUGCGACGUAGUAGCCAGUUCGCUUCUCCAGCGGAAAGAGAUGAAUGGCUGAACAAGGAACUGGUCGAGCUGAAAGAUCAGAUUGCCAGAAAGCAAUCAGUUCUGCAGGAAGCCGAACGAGAGUUCAACAUAUGGACGGAAAAGUGUAAACGGCAGAGCAAGAUUAUUGGAAAACAACAGCAGGUAUAUGAAAGAAUGUUGCAGGAAGACGCCAAGUACAAGAUGCGAUUGAAUGAGCUAAAAGUUGCUCGAAUCCGUUACCAGACGGCAAUUGAACAAUUGCUUGCUAACGAAUCAUUACUAAUGCAGCAGCUGAGUUCCAGUAAGGACGAUCACGCGAAACUGGAUCAGAAUUUGUGCAAGCGAAUCGGGAAGGCGACACUGGUCGGCUAUGAUUCGGCGCACAAGGUGCUGGACUGGUUUCACUCUCAGGGUCCAGCGCAACAGGAUGUUGUCGAUGGAUACUGUGGGCUAGUGGCAGAUAAUUUCAGCUGCCCUUCCGACAUUGAACAAGCCGUAGAGGUAACUGCGGGCAAUCAAUUAUUCUACCAUAUCGUGUCAACUGAUCAGAUAUCCGCAAAACUGUUGCGCAAGUUUAACGAACGUAAAUUACCUGGCGAGCUGCACUUUAUGCCGUUGAAUCGACUUAACGGAAAAAAGUAUCAGUAUCCUGCUGGUAACGAUGAUGUUGUGCCACUCAUUUCCUUGCUGAAGUACGACCAGCGCUUUGAGCUAGUGUAUCAACACAUUUUCGGCAGAACGUUGCUGUGCAAAGAUCUAGAAUUGGCCACGAAACUAGCGAAGCGGUCCGGGCUGGCGUGUGUAACCUACGAGGGUGAUCAGGUUCGCAGUAAUGGCCCUAUGAAAGGUGGACACCAUAGGUAUCACGUGUCGAUACUGCGACUUCACUGUCAGUGUGUGGAUGCCCGUACAAAGAUCAUUCAAAUGGAAGAGGAGCUACUUGCCCAGCAGGAACUUCUGGCCAGCAAUGCCAGGGACCUCAAAAGUUGUGAACAAGAGUUAGAUAAUGUAGAAUUGCAACUCAACAAACUGAGGAAAAGUAUUGAAAUGUCCCUGGAGGAAAAACAACGCCUUCCCGAACGAUUCCACCAGCAGAAUGAACAAGCCAUGAACAACGAAAGCAGAUUGCGAACUAUUCGAACGGAAAUUGAAUUGCUGUUACGGCACCGGAAAGCAUUGUCCGACGAGCUAGGAAAAGACAUGAACCAGCAGCAUCUUUCGCAAGUUGAACAGCAGACUUUGCAAAAACUGGAUAACAAAAUACGCGAACUUGAAGUGCGCAAGCGUGAGAGGUUCACGGAGCGCUUGGAUGUCGAAGUUGCCAAAAAUAAGUUGAAUAACUUGCUCCACUCUAAUCUCUUCCGCCAACGAGAGGAAUUGUGUAAGCCACUCGAAUCGAAUACGCUACAAGCCGAUAUCACGAACAGCAUCGAGAUAUGCCGCCAGCAAACAGCUGAAUUGGAAAACAAAAUUAAAGUGGUCCAGCACCGGAAAGAUGAUUGCGAAAAGCGCAUUGCUGCGGAAUCGAUUAAAUUGAAAAAUCAUAUGGAAGAGCUGAACGCGUCUGGGCAGACGCUACGAAGUCUUGAAGAGGAUAUGGUCGAAAAUAGUCAACACUUGAAUCCUCGCACAAUUAACCGAUUCACACUAGCAAUGAAGCUUGGAGAUAUCUCGGAACAGAUGGCGAACCUUGGAGCACUACCAUCUGUGGACCCGAAAUUCCAUGACUUCAGCAUGCAGGAGGCGAGUUAG
Messenger RNA from Anopheles bellator, 2907 nucleotides. Its product is annotated as structural maintenance of chromosomes protein 3-like. The transcript is spliced from 5 exons. Gene Ontology annotation, biological process: mitotic sister chromatid cohesion. NCBI's taxonomy places the organism in Eukaryota, Metazoa, Arthropoda, Insecta, Diptera, Culicidae. Gene Ontology annotation, molecular function: ATP binding; ATP hydrolysis activity; protein binding. Gene Ontology annotation, cellular component: chromosome. The coding region runs from base 1 to 2907 and encodes 968 amino acids. The record is from RefSeq and is a predicted model, not a curated record.